Molecule: messenger RNA, 1560 nt
Organism: Penicillium cinerascens
Lineage: Eukaryota; Fungi; Ascomycota; Eurotiomycetes; Eurotiales; Aspergillaceae
Product: MFS transporter
Exons: 6
Coding region: 1-1560 (519 amino acids)
Biological process (GO): transmembrane transport
Cellular component (GO): membrane
Molecular function (GO): transmembrane transporter activity
Source: RefSeq, a predicted model, not a curated record
AUGAGGGACAGUUCGAACACCGCGUCCGUCGACCGGUCAAUGUCUGCUGCCAGCAGUCAUGAAAUCCACACCGUCGACCACGAGAAGCGUUCAAUUCAUGAGAAUGGAGAUAUCGAAAAGGGACCCACACUUGGUGCCGGUAUAGAGAAAGAAGAGACUCGCGAUCCGAACAUUGUCGAUUGGGAUGGCCCCGAUGACCCUGAGAAUCCUCUUAACUGGACGACGAAAAAAAAGAUCACUGCGACGAUUUCGAUUGCUUUGAUUACUCUUCUCACACCUCUUGGCUCGUCCAUGUUCGCCCCCGGUGUUAGACAGCUAGUCACCGAUUUCAAAAUCACCAGCAUCGAACUUUCCUCUUUCGUCGUUUCCGUAUACCUGCUCGGAUACUGCUUUGGUCCCCUGCUUAUAGCGCCCCUUUCCGAGAUCUACGGCCGUCGCAUUAUGUAUAAUGCUUGCAAUAUUUUAUAUGUGAUUUGGACUAUCGCUUGUGCCCUGGCUCCAGAAAUCGGUAGCUUGACUGUCUUUCGGUUCUUCGCUGGUUGUGCGGGAAGUUGUCCUUUGACUAUCGGGGCUGGUUCAAUUGCAGAUAUGUUUGUCCAGGAGAGGCGAGGAAGUGCCAUGGCAGCGUGGGCCAUUGGGCCUCUCAUUGGCCCCGUUAUUGGUCCUGUCGCGGGUGGAUAUCUCGCCCAAGCAAAAGGUUGGAGAUGGACCUUCUGGGUCUUGUCCAUGGCCAGUGCUGCCGUGGCCAUCAGCUCACUAUUCACGAUUCGCGAAUCCUACGCGCCUACCAUUCUGGCCCGCAAAACGAAGAAGCUGCAAAAAGAAACCGGAAACAUGAACCUACGCUCUGCUCUCGACACCGGCCGAACACCCAAGGAUCUUUUCAUGUUCUCAAUUGUUCGACCGACCAAGAUGCUUUUCUUUUCGCCAAUCGUCUUCCUCCUUUCUCUCUACGUCGGUGUCAUCUACGGUUAUCUCUACCUCUUGUUCACUACCAUCAGCGGUGUCUUCGAGGGCCAGUAUGGCUUCUCACAAGGGUCCGUCGGGCUUUCAUACCUCGGGAUCGGAGUUGGAUCCCUCCUUGGACUCGUUGUCCUGGGUCUAACAUCGGACCGCAUACUGAAACACCUCUCUGAGAAGAACGGUGUCAAAAAGCCUGAAUAUCGACUGCCGGCCAUGAUCCCCGGCUCUUUCUUCAUUCCCGCAUCUCUGUUCAUGUACGGUUGGAGUGCAUACUAUAAGGUUCACUGGAUCGUCCCGAUCAUCGGUACAUCAUUCUUAGGAAUCGGGAUGCUGAUCUCUUUCAUGACGGUCAGCACUUACCUCGUUGACGCAUUCACCAUCUACGCCGCCUCUGCCAUGGCCGCGAAUACCGUCUUUCGAUCACUAGCAGGUGCUAUACUCCCACUUGCUGGCCCCAAGAUGUACGACACCCUUGGGCUAGGCUGGGGUAACUCCCUUCUUGGCUUCAUCGCUCUGGCUCUGUGCCCGCUGCCUAUCAUUUUCUAUGUGUAUGGUGAGCGCAUCCGGACCGACAAACGAUUUCAGCUCAAGCUCUAG